Molecule: messenger RNA, 408 nt
Organism: Miscanthus lutarioriparius
Lineage: Eukaryota; Viridiplantae; Streptophyta; Magnoliopsida; Poales; Poaceae
Source: the annotation of a GenBank genome assembly
AUGGCCAAGGGAAAGGCUAAAGCUGAUGCUUUUGCAUCCUCUCGUGAGAGGUCCGUGAACUGGCAUGAGGAUCGGUCGAAGUACAUGCUAGAGUGGUGCAUGGAGUAUUUGAAAAAACAACAUGCAGGAUUUAAGUUCAAGAAGACACAUCUCAUGUUGUGUGCCAAUGAUUUAAACAAGAAGUUUGCUAUGGGGGUGACUGUUGAUCAAGUGGACCGUCACUAUAGAUACCAUAGAGAAAAUUGGAAUGCGAAGCCCACCAAGUUCUUCAAUGAGAUGAGAGAACUAUUCAUAGGAUCCAAUGCUGAUGGUUCUUUGGCUCUGGACCAGAACACAUGCAUGGAUGUUGUUGAUGGCUCAGAUAGUGAUGACUCAAGAGAACUAUUUGACCUCAAUACCUACACAUAG